Molecule: messenger RNA, 402 nt
Organism: Prorocentrum cordatum
Lineage: Eukaryota; Dinophyceae; Prorocentrales; Prorocentraceae
Source: the annotation of a GenBank genome assembly
AUGCAAUGGGCGAGCCAUUUCACAACGGACCUUACCGCGCUCACCAGUGCUGUAUCCGCUCUGUCAUGGCCGAAGGGCACUACUAUGACGGCCACGGCGCUAGCCAGUGCCACCACUGAGCUGCAUAGCGGGAGUGCAGAUGGACGCCCGAAGGUGGUGAUCGUCAUCACUGACGGAAGGCAUAUGAACCCUCACCAGACGCGUCAAGCUGCUGACGCGUUGCGAAAGGAGGCGCGGCUCAUGUGGGUUCCUGCAACCGAGCAUGCGGACAUGAACGAGAUGAAGACGUUUGCAUCGAGACCGGUUGCGAGCAACAUUGUGCCCGUCCAGAACUUCACUUCUUUGGCUGAUGUUGGUGUAGUCAACCGGGUCAUAGCUAGCGCAUGCAGGAACGUGGAAUGA